UGUCGUUUUCUAGCGACUUUUAUUUUGAAGUUGAUCGCCGGAUGCUGUGUCGCGUAACCUGUCCGACUUCACAGGUGUGGUUGUUUCUUGCGGGUGCUGGACGCGGUGGAUAGCAGCGGGAUUGAAAUCUAUAAAGAUGGCUUCAGCAACAGCGACCUACGGGCAGAAGGAAUCCUCGGAUCAAAACUUUGACUACAUGUUCAAGAUCCUCAUCAUCGGCAACAGCAGCGUGGGCAAAACCUCCUUCUUGUUCCGCUAUGCCGACGACUCCUUCACGCCGGCCUUCGUCAGUACAGUGGGCAUAGACUUUAAGGUUAAGACCAUCUACAGGAACGACAAGAGGAUCAAAUUACAGAUCUGGGACACGGCAGGUCAGGAGCGUUACCGCACUAUCACCACGGCCUACUACAGAGGAGCCAUGGGCUUCAUCCUCAUGUACGACAUCACCAACGAGGAGUCCUUCAAUGCCGUCCAGGACUGGUCCACUCAGAUAAAGACAUACUCGUGGGACAACGCCCAGGUGCUGCUGGUCGGAAACAAGUGUGACAUGGAUGACGAGCGAGUGGUGAACGGAGACAGAGGCCGGCAGCUGUCUGAACACCUCGGUUUUGAAUUCUUUGAGGCCAGCGCCAAAGACAACAUCAACGUGAAGCAGACCUUUGAGCGCCUGGUCGACAUCAUCUGUGAAAAGAUGUCUGAGAGCCUUGACGCCGGAGAUCCCGCUGUCACAGGGGCCAAACAGGGGCCCCAGCUGACAGAGCAGCCUACUCCUCCUCGCCAGGACUGUGCAUGUUAAAGCUGAUUCCCCCCCCCCCCCCCCCCCUAAAAAAUCCUUUUGUCCCUUUUCCUCUUUUUUCAUCCUUCUGCUGGACCCCUGGGGCCUUGGGUCCAUCCUCCAUCACACUUCUUGCUCACUAUCCUGCUUCCUUCUGUUCAUUAGUAAGGAUCAUUGGCUGCGGGGCACAAGACCCAGGAUGUAAAGAGUCUGAAAUGCUCUGAGAUAUCCCUGGAACAGUGCUUGAACUGUGUUUUGUUAAUAAGAAAGUUAAAAGGUGUCUUGUCUGAUGCCAAAGCUAGUUCAAUAAAACCAGAGUGUUUCAGACUCUAUGCAGCCCCUGGUUUUUGAAGGCCUUGUUCUGUUGUCUCCCUGGUCCUCAGUGUGGUUUGACAAGAAGGAUUUGACGGCGUCCAAGUGCCAUUUAAAUCCUUCCGAUGUUUACAAUACUUUGUUUCAUGUCAAAUGUCUUGAAAAGAUGUCAGCCUCAGUUUAUUAUUGUGUCCAACAGAGCCACAGGGGUUUCAGUUUCUUGUUCGAUUCUGGAUACACGCAGCAUCUAACAUGCAUAGAUCUGUGUUUCAUUUGUUGUCUCGCCUGGUAUCUAAACAUAGAACGUUGUGUUUUAUUUUCUUAACCCAUCUCAGCGAUUUAUUUUGUCUUUUUAUGUUUUUACAUUUCUUUUUUAUAUACUAGUGCCCCAUCUAUUCUUUUCAUACAUUAAACACUGGGUAGGGGAAAUAUGAACAAGACAGAGCUAGGUUAAAGAAUAGCAAAAAAUUAAGAGACACAUUUUAUUUAAUUAUAUUUAUUUCAAAUGUACGUAUAAAUGUUGUGCAAUAUAUAUAUAUAUAAUAUCUACAGGUAUGCAUAUCUGGAAAUGAAUUUGAAAAGGAAUGAAGUUCUAUGUGGAGAGUGAAAAGUAAAGAGGUAUGUGAUGCAAAGUCGUAAGGUCACCCUACAAAUCCAAUUAACUAAAAGGAAAGAUGUUAAAGAGGCUCUAAUAUGACGGUUAAGUCCAAAUGUAAGCAAGGAUUUUUUUGUGCAACACACUUGUGUAGUUUUGAUGCCAACAAUGCUACAUGUAAAUAUUAUAGACAGGUGUGUGCUUUUGUCUGAGCUGGAUGAACGCAAAGUCUUGAGGUUGAAUUCUGUUGUUGUAACAACUCGCAAUAUAUGACUUCAGACUCCAACGCAGAAAACUUUUAGUCCUGCAGAAAUUAUCAUUCAAACAGAUGUUCAAUCUCCUACACCAUGAUGGAAUGGGUUUUGAGGAUACACGUUGCUUUUUUAGACAAUUUCUAUGGUAGAUUGUCUUUUUCUGAUAGUUUGAGCCCUAGUUAAAGUAAACAUCAGGACAGAGUCGGUUGACAUGUAAAAAACUGAAGAGAACAAGUCAUUAAAAGCCCAUGUUGAUUGAGACACACGCUCCUUUAUCUACGCUGCUUUAUGUCUGGUUUGCAGUAUUUAGAAUCAAAUCUUUGAAGUGCAAAUCAAAUCAUCUACCCCUCAUGAGUUUCAUGCACAUUUGAUGGAACUGGAAAGACUGGAGUGCAGUAAUGUUUGCCUCUUAACCUGAGAGAAUACGCAAGAUCAAGCUACACUCUCUCGCUCUGUGAUUUAAUGUUCACAUGUUUUGUGGCAGUAACACCCAAUCAUCAGACCUCCUCAGAGACAGAAUAAUAGAUUAUGACGUUGUCUGCCAUGCUCAGUCUUUGGGUGACAUGUGGAAAAGUCAUGUGGUUUCUGUUGAGGUUCUCACUGUAGUUUUUAAAUCCUUUGCAGGUUUACAUUGAAGUUUGUUUUGUUGUGUUUUUUGUUCCAGCACUGUGUACCCUGCUUUUUUCCACCUCACCAAGGACUUCUGUAGAAACAGCUCACUGAUCUGGCUGUAGGAUGCAAAUUUCUAAAAGUUAAGAAUUAUUAUACAAUAAGUGCUGCUUGGUGGACCAGAGUGAUUCGGAAAAAAAUGAAGUGAUCCCAGCAAAUCUGCCUUUAAUUUUCGAGAGUAACUGCUACACAAAUUUACUAUCAACAAGUGAGACCACAGACGAGCCACUGACUGUUCAAAUCAGAAAAACGAGUCCCUAAUCGAGGUGGGAAUGUUCUUUAAAGGGAGUGAUGAUCGUCACGAACCUGUGAGACAGUUUUGAUCCUGCGUUUAUAUUUCACUUCUCACUGGUUGUGACUGUUUCUUUUCCAGUAAAAUCCAAACUUUGAAACUGUUCUCCUUUCUAAAACGUCUUCCUCUCAAUAUAAACCAGAUCUGUAAAUACUGUAUCUUUGAGUCAUGUGUGUGGAUUGUGUUGUAUUGACUCAGGCUUGCAAGAGAAAAAAAAAAAAAAGCAGUAAAAAAAAAAAGAGACAGUUAAUCCCAAAAAGGAGCCAUGUUGUUCUGUAUCAGCAUUCAUUUCUAGGCCUGCUUGUGAAUGAAUGUGUCACUCUGUUACGAAGCAAUACACACUACAGUAUCUACACCCAAAAAAAAACAAAUGCCAUCAUGCUUGGAAGAGGUUGCCGACUUUAGAUCUACUACUAGCACGCAGAAACAUGUUGGUCUGGUAUCACUGCCUCUACAAAUCCUGCUCAGUUUGGGCCAUUAAGACGAGAGAAUAUGCUGUGGAUGUUUUUAUCUGUACUUUGUGGUAAGACAAUAAAAAGUUACUAUCAGUUAA
Messenger RNA from Labrus mixtus (cuckoo wrasse), 3450 nucleotides. RefSeq names its product RAB3A, member RAS oncogene family, b (gene rab3ab). Lineage: Eukaryota; Metazoa; Chordata; Actinopteri; Labriformes; Labridae. Gene Ontology annotation, cellular component: synaptic vesicle membrane; plasma membrane; axon. Gene Ontology annotation, biological process: maintenance of presynaptic active zone structure; regulation of exocytosis; axonogenesis. Bases 137 to 796 code for a protein of 219 amino acids. Gene Ontology annotation, molecular function: GTPase activity; GTP binding. The record is from RefSeq and is a predicted model, not a curated record. The transcript is spliced from 5 exons.